Molecule: messenger RNA, 502 nt
Organism: Gamsiella multidivaricata
Lineage: Eukaryota; Fungi; Mortierellomycota; Mortierellomycetes; Mortierellales; Mortierellaceae
Exons: 1
Coding region: 115-381 (88 amino acids)
Source: RefSeq, a predicted model, not a curated record
GGUCAUGAAACCCGAGUUCUGCACUGCUACGUGGACGAAACACCAUCGUCUCCCAUUACCGAGUUUGAUUGUCUGGACUCCGAUAACUUUGAUGAGGAACGUGAUAAUGAGGAGAUGAUGGUGGUGGUGGAGGCGAAGCGGAAGGAAUUUUCACCAGAGGUCCUCAUGGCAGCUGCAGAAGCCCUCGACCCGCUUUUUGGUACGGAAGAACAAUACGAGACUGUCCGCGAGCACCUAGAGCUCGCCUACGAUCGCAGUAUCAAGAAGGACGAAAUCUAUUUCGACGACUAUUACACGCAGCGCAGGUCGCAACUUGAUGUCUUUGAGAGUGAUAGAGAGAAGCUAGAUAAACGCUUCCCUCCUUCGAAUUCCAUUAUUUAAUAAAUGCGUACCCAUCAUAACUGCCACGUGACAAAGUUUUUAGAAUAGGAAAUACUAAAAGGGGAAUAGUAGACUGUGUUCUGAUUGGCCAAAAAGCAAGAAAUCCUUCAAUUUGCAAAUU